AUGUCUGCAACCACUGGCGCUUGCCUCUGCGGCCAAAUCAAGUAUGAGUUCACAGGCGACAUUGCGCUGAAAGCAUUCUGCAACUGCAAAGACUGUCAGCGCUGGGGAGGCGCAACCGGUCUUCCCAACGUUGUCAUUGACCGGAAAAGCUUCAAUGUUACAGCCGGAACUCCUAAGGCCUUUGAUGUUGUUGGUGACAGCGGCAAGAUAAAUCGGCACUAUUUCUGUGGAACGUGCGGAUCGAGUCUGUAUUGCGAGCUGGAAGCCAUGCCUGAGAACACGGUUAUUAAGGCCGGAAGCCUAGAUCAACCAGAUGUCAAGGAGAUGCAGGCCGAGCUCUAUGUCAAAGAUCGUGUGAGCUAUAUGAAGCCAAUUGAGGGCGCUCAGCAGGUCCCUGCAUUCCUUUGA
Messenger RNA from Fonsecaea pedrosoi CBS 271.37, 408 nucleotides. RefSeq lists its product as uncharacterized. The record is from RefSeq and is a predicted model, not a curated record. Gene Ontology annotation, molecular function: carbon-sulfur lyase activity. The transcript is spliced from 3 exons. Bases 1 to 408 code for a protein of 135 amino acids. Lineage: Eukaryota; Fungi; Ascomycota; Eurotiomycetes; Chaetothyriales; Herpotrichiellaceae.